Chaetomium globosum CBS 148.51 is the source of this 990-nucleotide messenger RNA. RefSeq lists its product as uncharacterized. The transcript has 3 exons. Bases 1 to 990 code for a protein of 329 amino acids. The record is from RefSeq and is a predicted model, not a curated record. NCBI's taxonomy places the organism in Eukaryota, Fungi, Ascomycota, Sordariomycetes, Sordariales, Chaetomiaceae.
AUGGCGCCCGAUGGUGAGCUCUCGAGAGCUCUGAAUGCAGACAACCCUCUCUCAUCCUCCCCUGCGAGACAUCCGUCGAUCUCUCUCCAGGCUGCGGCAACUCUGAACGCCGGGUUGCAGCGAGAGUCACCCACUAGGGGGUCCCCAAAUAGCCCCUUGUCUCCUCGCAACCAAUCACCGAGCACUGGCCGCCGUCGUUCCCAGGUCCUCAUGAACCUCCAAAUGGCCAACCCCUCGAUGCCAGCGCCCGGCGAGAUGGUCUCAGAGAGCCCGACAAACGGCUAUCACAAUGGCAUCCCGGGCCCCGUAGCUGCUUCUCCCCGCCUGAUUGCAAGCAGAACGCCCCACCACAACCGGACUCCCAGUCUUGGUGAGCUUCACCAAGAGUUGGAGAACGAACAAGAGUUCCAGGUCAACCGGCUGCUUACCCAAAUCCGCCAGCUGCAGGAGCAAGUCCAACGCCAGCAGCAGCAGGCUGGCGUUGCUGGCGAUGAAGCGUCGGAGCGAUCUGCGCCGGGCCCUGCCCCGGUAGCGGUACCCGUCCCGAACAUGACGUCGUCCCCGCAGCCCAUGUUUCCGAGCUCCGGCUCCCUGCCGCGGUCUCCUGUUUUCCCGCGCAGCUCGUUCGAUAUGGCCCGCGCCGACUUGCGUCACCGGUCUAGGACCCCCAGCCGCAAUGCCUCGCCCAGGCUGCGCUCCACGUCCAUCAGCGCCGACAGCGGCGAGCCGUGGACCCUGGCCGGUCGUGACGAGAGCGCUUUCUACCAGGCCGAGUCGCAAAUGCUGAUCCGAGAGAAUCAGAUGCUUCGGCAUCGGAUCCGCGAGAUGGAGCGCCAGCUUUCUGAGCUGCAGGGCACCAAUACGUCAUCGCUGGCCCACGAACCGUCCCAGUCUUCGCACUUGAACCACUCCGUGUCGGCCUCUGAGGAGGAUGCUGCUAAGAUCGCGUCCACAGCCGCCACGCAGGAGCAGACGGUCAAGGGGGAGUGA